AUCCCUGGGGAGAGAGUGGUGGGUCAGGGCCGUGGGAAGCAGCAGGAAGAAGCUUCUAGAUGCUACCGCUGGAUUUCUGGCUUACUCUUGAGGAGGUAAGGAAGGGGCCCUGAGAUGAGUAGGAGACAGGAAGGGCGCUUCAGUCUGGAGGCUGCUGAAUGGAGCCACUCCUGGCCUCCUGCCCAGAGAGCACUUCCUUUCCCUGACAAGACAGCUCUGCUGGCCUGGCCACUUGCCACCUGGCAGUGUCCUUAGCACAUGACUCCUGUCCACCCAGAGUCUGAGGGAGUAGGCAGAAGGCUCCAGGAUUAGCCUGCCUCUUCUGAGUCACAGGUUUUCUUGCCAGCCGUCCCCAUUUGCUGUGAUACAGGGACCUUGCUUCCCUCCUUGCUCCCUCUCUUGCUGGAUGGAACAGGAAGAUAAUCUGGGGGUGUGUGCAGACCAGUCUUCUGAAGACAGAGGCAUGGGUUCAGACUUUGAGAACUCCGAGGACCAAGAAGGAGACCCAGAAGAAAGAGGAGUGGGCUCUAAUCCACAGGACACAGAAGAGAGAGGCCACCUGGAGCAGGAGUUGGAUUCCAACCCACAGGAUGAUGACCUAAGAGGGGACCCACCAGAGAGGGACAUAGUGUCCACUGUCUGUUCAGAGGGGCUGCUGAGUGAGGAAGAAGGGGCUAUCCUCCGUGAGGAAGAGGACGACCAGCCUGGUGUGGCUGACAUGGCGCUGUUCCCAGGACUGUCAGAAUCUGAUAGCAUAACCCGGAGUCCCCAGGGAGAGGAAGAGGAGGAGGAAGAGGAAGAGGAGGAAAGCGCUGGGGAGAACCGCUUGAUAGAGAAGGAAGAGCCUUUGCCUACUCCGGUGCUUCCCUGGAGGCGUCACCUCUCCCUGGGCGGUCGACACCGGGGUGACAAGCCUGCUUAUCGCCGCUUCCACCGGCUCCAUCACCCCAUGGCCGUGGACCUCGGGGAACUCGACAGCCUCAUGGCCAGCAUCAUGGACGCGCCCACCAUCUGUCCGGACUGCGGGGAGAGCUUUAGCCCAGGUGCCGCAUUCCUACAGCACCAGCGCAUCCACCGCCUGGCGGAGGCCGCGGCCAUGGCCAGCCUGGAGCCCUUCGGUUUGGCUGGGGAGUGCGGAGGAGUGGUGGGGAUGAUGGGCGUGGGCAUGGGCGUGUCCGGCGGCUUCGGGGCGGGGCCGACGUUGGCCCGGCCCCCUCGCGAGAAGCCCUUCCGCUGCGGCGAGUGCGGCAAAGGCUUCAGCCGCAACACUUACCUGACCAACCACCUGCGGCUGCACACGGGCGAGCGGCCCAACUUGUGCGCCGACUGCGGCAAGAGCUUCAGCUGGCGCGCCGACCUGCUCAAGCACCGGCGCCUGCACACGGGCGAGAAGCCCUACCCGUGCCCGGAGUGCGGCGAAGCCUUCAGCCUCAGUUCGCACUUGCUCAGCCACCGGCGCGCGCACGCGGCGGCGGGCGGCGCGGGCUCUGCGGCGGCGGCGGCGGCGGCGCUGCGGCCCUUCGCGUGCGGGGAGUGCGGCAAGGGUUUCGUGCGCCGCUCGCACCUAGCCAACCACCAGCGCAUCCACACCGGCGAGAAGCCGCACGGCUGCGGCGAGUGCGGCAAGCGCUUCAGCUGGCGCUCGGACCUGGUGAAGCACCAACGCGUGCACACGGGCGAGAAGCCCUACAUGUGCUCCGAGUGCGGCGAGACCUUCAGCGUGAGCUCGCACCUCUUCACGCACAAGCGCACGCACUCGGGCGAGCGGCCCUACGUGUGCCGGGAGUGUGGCAAGGGCUUCGGCCGCAACUCGCACCUGGUUAACCACUUGCGCGUGCACACCGGGGAGAAGCCCUUCAGCUGCGGCCAGUGCGAGAAGCGCUUCAGCGACUUCUCCACGCUCACGCAGCACCAGCGCACGCACACGGGCGAGAAGCCCUACACGUGCCUCGAGUGCGGCAAGAGCUUCAUCCAGAGCUCCCACCUCAUCCGCCACCGGCGCAUCCACACCGGCAACAAGCCUCACAAGUGCACGGGCUGCGGCAAGGGCUUCCGCUACAAGACGCACCUUGCGCAGCACCAGAAGUUGCACUUAUGCUAGGGCGGGCAUCUGAACCUGGUGGCAGUAGGAGUCAUCUGACUACUGAUCUGUAGAUGUCGGGGAAGGGGCGGGAAAGACAGUCUGAGAGUAUCUGGGGGAGCCUUUUGGUGUUUGGGGGCCCCCAAGGGGACGGUUAAUAAGAGUUGUUAUUUCGAGGUGCCUACCUCCACCAUCGAAGUAACUCUUAGAGGUUCUUGACUUGAGAGCUUACUUAAAUACACACUGCAAGGAGUGAAGAGCUUGGGUGAGCAGACGCUUGGAGGACCCCGAGGAAAGGCAUUUGGGACUGUAGAGAGGGUUGGGCUGCCGUGCUUGUGAGAACCGGGAUAGGUAAUUUGAUUAGAGUUACAGGGGUACAAUAAAACGCGGGUAGAAAUAAGGCUGUCCCACUUUCGGGGAGUGGUAAGCCUGUGUUUGUCCUGAAACCUCUCACAUCAGCUCUAGUACGACCCUUUUCAUCUCUAUAGAAAAGGUUCCCUUUCUAUGAGCCUCAGCUGCUAUUUUGAGACACCCAGGGGAAACUGAGCAGAAAAACUGCACAGUUACUUCACAGGGCAAACACUGAGUUUAGAAAUUCACAUAAAUUGGUUCUCAGAUCUCUUAGGAACUCCUACACCUGUUUCUUCGCUAAUUCCUGAAACUACUCAAGCUUCAUAUAGGGUCCCGAGUGCCUAGGAAUGGCCCCAAGGGCAAUGUAAGUCAGGACCUGCCUGCCAGGUCUCAGUUCAACUUGGAGAGUAGGAUUCAGGAGAACAGUAGACUGUCAACGUCUGCCUCAGAAACCUGUUCACAAAAGUCAACCAGCUAGCUCAGUUUUGCUGGCUUUGUGUAGAGCAGGAAAGCCCAGUUCACAGGAUGGGAUGCCUUCAUUUGCAUGUGUGUGCCCUGACCCUACAAACCCCAACUUAUCCACAAAUUAACGAGGGAUGUGAUCCAAACAAGAUCCCUCCGCCCCCCAAUGUACCAGACACUAUGUACUUGUGGAGUGCACAGUUAGGGAGAGGUGGAAACACAAAAUUGCCAAAUAGCACAAACAGUGAAUGUUUUCUAGUUAUCUGAGAUGCCAAAAUAGCACUUUUGUAUUUAACGGAGUGCUUUAUGCUUUUUAAUGACUGUUAGUGUUUCUCACUUGCGUGUGAGAUAAAUCAGUAUUGCAAACUGUGAUUUGGGAAAAGUCUGGGGUAGGAGUGUGGCAAGCCUUUCAAAGAAAGGCUGAGGACCAUGAAUGGUGGAGCCUGACCUUUUGUGUUCUCAAGCUCGGUUCCUAGGAUAGCUUACGUACUCUGAUUUAUGUAAUAAAGCAAGAAGACUGAGCAUUCUUACACUUGAUGGAAAAAUUAAAGCCUAGAAGGACCAAAGAUGUCCUUAUUGACAAAGCUGGCCUUUGUCACCUGAUUCCAGUGUUCUCACUGUGCUCUAUUCCAAGUAGGGAACUGUAGUCAAAUGACUUGUAUAGAUUUGGGUUACCUACUCCGAAAAUCUCUCCCCUAGAUUAGCCUUUAGAAGUUAGCGUCGUGGCAGGCAGUAACGUUUUCCUCACUAACAUUUAUUACCCUAGAUUGUUCAUGGGAAUCUUGAACUGUCGGACACAGGUGAAGGUGGGGUGGGGAAACUAUACAAUUGUUUUUACACUUUUAGCCAAGUUUCUGUGAAUGCUAGUGAUUUAUACUUGAUGAUUUGUAUCUUUGUGAUGAGCUUCUCUGGGGACUCUAGGGAAGCAUUUUUGUUUUUUAUUUUUUAAUUUUUUUUUCAUUCUUAGAACACUAAAAAUCUGGAGAACAUCUGGGCUUUUGUAUAUUACCUGCUGAUUUUGUCCACAUAAUCUGUUUCCUGUUGUUCACAGUUGGAAAUAGGGGUAGUUUUGCAAAGCACUAAUUCCCUUCCAGUUUUCAUGAGUGAAGAUUUACACAUGCAGACUCUGUGCCCCUUAUUUAUUCUGACUCUUGCCCUCUGAAUGCCCAGUGUAUGAGACCUACUUAAAAGAGCACAGCCAAUUUGUAGGCAAUCUUAAUAUUCUCUCAUCCCUCCCUUCCCCACCCCCACUCCAAGGUUUCUUUAUAUAGCCCCUGGCUGUCCUGGAACUCACUAUGUAGACCAGGCUGGCCUUGGACUCAGAGCUCCGCCUGCCUCUGCCUCUGGAGUGCUGGGAUUACAGGGAACCCCACCAUGACCCCACCACAACCAGCUUUUUUUAAAUAUGUAUUUUAAAUGCACAUCUACCUCCUCCCUGUUUCAAGUUCUCUCAAGUGUGUGCCAAUGAAAUCUAAUUCACCUUUUAAUUCUUCAUAUAUUUCUUAGCCACUUGAUCGGCUUUCUGUUUUGUUUUGGCCUUUUGUCACCAUUAUUACAGACGGUAUAGCCAUUAUCAAAUGUUUUACAGAACAGCAGCUUUAGGGAUUGGGUUUGGAGGGUUGUGGAUAGCCAAGCUGGCAUGAAGUGAUGGCAGUAGAAACCCAAGGACUUCUCUCUUGUUCUUUCUAUGCCGGGCAUAAGCGAAUCAGCUACUGUGUUAUUCCUUGUCUGAGCCAAAGCCCUCAGCGGAAGAAACUGUCCAGCCACCAACGUGUGCUCGAACGGUGUAUUUAGAAUGUGACUCUGUUUCUCCUCUUCAGGGAAUGUGCCUGCAUCACAUGAAAUUCCAUCGCCCAGGUGGCCGUUCCCUGUCUUCAGUCUUAGAAGAAUAGCGUUUUUUCAGGAUACGCUUGUGACUGUGGUUCAUGCUCGAAAGGUUAAAGAUUCCUUGAUCCAGCGGGUUGCUGGGUUGGAGGUCUAUGUACUAUUUAUUUCCUGGGGAACUUGGUCAAAAGCCGGCUUCAUUUGCUGUCUUUAGUAAGUGAAACUUGAAGACGUUUAUGAGCUUAAAUGACUUAGUUCUGAGACAGAAGGAGGUGGGUAGUUCGUCCUUUGAGCCACUCGGUCUCUUUUACAGUCUAGAGACUGUACAUAUAUGUGAAAAGUAAAUGGAAAAUUAUAAAAGAAAAUGAUGUUCAUAGACAAUCUGCACUAUUCCUGAAGUUUGUGCCCACUUCCCAUUUUAGUGUGAUUUUACAUCUGUUCGUUAAAGUAGUGGUUUAAUGAUCCCAAGAGUUCCAGAGUCCGUGAGUGUGCUCGUGUGUGUGAGAACUCUGUUUUCAGGUUGUUUUAUUUAAGGAUGGUUCCUUGGACAGCAUCCUGGUGUUCAGCAACCAAUAUGGGCUAUUCGUCAUUAAAUUCCUACCUGCCUUUUAUCAUA
This is a messenger RNA of Rattus norvegicus (Norway rat), 5333 nucleotides long. RefSeq names its product zinc finger protein 697 (gene Zfp697). Gene Ontology annotation, molecular function: nucleic acid binding. The record is from RefSeq and is a predicted model, not a curated record. Gene Ontology annotation, cellular component: nucleus. Lineage: Eukaryota; Metazoa; Chordata; Mammalia; Rodentia; Muridae.